AGUGCACUCGGGAGACAAAAUUACACUUGAUCUGACUAGGAUAUCCCAAUAUCACUUGGCAGCAAAUUUGCCUGGCAGAUGUCAGUUCAUGACGAAAAAUAAACAGUUCGUGCUUCCCUGGAAGCAUCACUUGUUCUGCAACUUUCGACCAGCAAAGAUUCCGUGCAGAGCAAUGGAAGGAGGCGGAGUUAUAUCAAGACUGAUUGAGCCCGUCUGAGGAAGUAAGAUCGCAAGAUGAUACAAAGUAAUUUUGGUGCACAUGCGCGCAGAUGGUGGUGGUGCACGAAGAGACCUAUAAAGAGGAUAUCUCUAGUCCAAUCUACUAAGACAUAAUCAUGUUACUAAAAAAGUUUUUCAAGCUUGUCACUGCUGAGUUUAGUAUUUCACUCAGACAUUCGAACUGGAAAUAAUAGCACCUAUUUAACCUGGUACAGCAAAUGAGAGGAGGUUUCACUGAAGGAAGAAUCACUGUUUGCAGUCCAACUCAAUAUUUAACAAAUCAGGUGAUUCCAGUUUGGUUCAUUACUCUUUAGCGUUGGUACUGUAUACUAAUCUCAGGUUCGAGUAUUCCGACAGAGUCUCGGGCUGGACACACUCGGGGUAAACUCAGUUCUACCACUAGGAUCGGUCACUGCAUGCGAGAGCUUCAACCAUUGAGGAGUUCCACGCCAUCCAGUUUCUCAAUAUAUGAAUCAAACUUGUAGACUGCUGAGCAUUAGGCAACUGCUAUAUCCACCAGCUCAGAACCUAAACUGUUCGGAACAAACAGGUGGCAGCCUUCAAAUCGUCUGUGCUCUCCUUGAGCUUGCAAACUAGAAAACUGCGAUGCGGACACGUGGAUGCUUGCUGCCCUUGACUUGACACGCGCGCCAACACUGUGUUAUGCCUCUCGGACUCCAAAAGGCCUCGGGCCCGUCUACCACGUUCCAACAGGAAAACGAUUCGUUGGAGCCAGUGCCCAUAUCGCAAACGUUGUCGCCAAAUUUGGCGCGGACGCAAAGUGAGUACAGCGUGGCGGGGGGAACACCUCCCGGAGUCGUGCUUCUAGAAAUGAAAAGGUGGAGCCGAAGAGGGAGAGCGGGAGAGAGAUGGUGGAGGGGAUACUGCACACGGCAGGCGCUGCGCUUCUAGAAGAGGAUGCAGUCGUUCAAUCUCCAAUCGCUGGAAGCAGCCCACGAAGAAUCUCACGGGACAGUGAUGUAGGCCUAUAUAUAUACCGGACAACCCUCCGAUCCGAAGGAUCCUCCUCAACGCUCUUGGCUACCGGGCUCCAGACAAAGACAAAGGGUUGAUGGAGUCAGACCCUUGUGUACCGGUCUCUCGAGACGGGGUGUCUGACGACUGCGGUGGCGACACCU
This is a messenger RNA of Marchantia polymorpha subsp. ruderalis, 1358 nucleotides long. NCBI's taxonomy places the organism in Eukaryota, Viridiplantae, Streptophyta, Marchantiopsida, Marchantiales, Marchantiaceae. The record is from the annotation of a GenBank genome assembly.